AUGGUCAACGAAAGCUCUGCAGGUUUAGCCCAGCCGGUGGGUUCACGAGUCCUUGACCAGAGCCCAGUGAAGGCAUCCUGCCACGAGGAAGUCUAUGCUCAGGUCCGCACUGAUACGAUCAUCUAUUGGCCAAACUGCGCACCGCCCACGCGAUGCCAUUGGUUUGCACCAGCGGCCCAGACAAAGGGAGCGGCCGCUGCGGGAGGCGAUUGGGCGGAGCUAGGCGGGAGCCCGGAGACGGGCGGGGACGCUGCCCUCGCGGAGGCGGGGAGGGGUCCUCCACGUGGGUGGGGCUCGGCGCCCCCCGAGGGCCGUGGCCGCGGGGCGCUGGGGCGCUGGGACCCCUCCCGCCCCCGGGCUUCUGCCUGGACCGCGGCCGCUGCCUCCUCUUCCCGGAGGUCUCAGAGUCCGUCCCGGUCUCGCAGUAGGGAACCCGGAUACGCAGGAGCGAGCCUGGAUGCAGAAGGGCGCGCGGGAGCCUGGAGCUGCAGCGCGAACGAACCGCAGCCGCAGCUGAGUCAGAAGUGUCCCGCUGCCUUACCUGAUAAUGGGAUUUUACACGGUCUGCAAAGGGUGGCUUCGUGAGAAGACCGUUUCAGAAGAGGAAAUGGGCCUCUGGCCGACGGUGGGGUUUUAGAAACCCCUGUGGAGUGAAAAAGUACUCCCGGCCGCUUUGCGCAAGAUUGCAGAGUAAGGUGGGUUUUUGUUUUUGUGUUGUGUUUUUGUUUUGUUUUUUUGUUCCAUCCCCCUCCUCCCUGUAAAUGCGAACAAAAGGCCCCCAAGCGUGCAGGACGGGGUGGACGUUUGGAAGCCGCAAGUGGAGUGAAUGUCGUUGUAAAAGCUCCGGGCCCCAGGCAUAGCUAGUGUCUGCGCGUCGCAGUUUGGGAGAGGAAGGAUGUGACGCCCUGCGCGCAGGCGGGUUGGCCCGGCCCCGGCAAGGGCUCCUCUCUCCCGGACGAAGCGAGCGAGCCCUGGCUGUGGCCUCCUCCCGGCGUCCGCGGCGCUCGGCGGGAAGGUCCCGCUUCCACCAAAGCGCCGGACCCCGUGGCUCUCAAAGUAAAACCCAACAAGCCGUAAGCCCCCCGACGCCCGUGGAGAGGGCGCCGCGGAUUUAUGGCCUCCGAAUUCCCCACUCUCUAAUUAUCCCUGUUUUUAGUUGACUUAUGGGUAGUGACCAAUAAAAUCAUUUUCCAUUUCGGA
This is a messenger RNA of Cricetulus griseus (Chinese hamster), 1200 nucleotides long. The record is from RefSeq and is a predicted model, not a curated record. Lineage: Eukaryota; Metazoa; Chordata; Mammalia; Rodentia; Cricetidae.